Messenger RNA from Apus apus (common swift), 4213 nucleotides. RefSeq names its product DNA cross-link repair 1A (gene DCLRE1A). The record is from RefSeq and is a predicted model, not a curated record. NCBI's taxonomy places the organism in Eukaryota, Metazoa, Chordata, Aves, Apodiformes, Apodidae. The transcript has 9 exons. Bases 614 to 3604 code for a protein of 996 amino acids. Gene Ontology annotation, molecular function: damaged DNA binding; 5'-3' DNA exonuclease activity. Gene Ontology annotation, biological process: double-strand break repair via nonhomologous end joining; interstrand cross-link repair; protection from non-homologous end joining at telomere.
GCGGCGGGAGCCUCAGGGGGCACCGGCCUGCGGCGGACACUCCGACCCGGGAGGUUCCGGCCCUCGGCGGACACUCCGACCCCGGGAGGCUCCGGCCCCGGGAGGCACCGGCCCCGGGAGGCUCCGGCCCUCGGCGGACGCUCCGGCCCCGGGCCUUCGCCAUCCGAUGACUCCCGGCAGCGAUCGGCGUAGCUGAACUUCUCGUCGUUUUCUUGUAAAGCCUUCCUGCUUCGAGGGGGCAGUCAGGGGAGAGGGGCGAGCUGGGCUCCACCUUCCGAGGCCGGGCGGGGUGCUUGAGAGGGAAAGCUGAAGGAGAUGGCUCACCCGGCCAGGCUUUCUGAGUCUUACGGGCUCGGGGGUUUCGUUUGACAAGAGCAACUCCGAAUGUUCAAAGAGACACUAAUUAAAUUAUUUUUAGGGUGGGAUCCACCAUGCUUCUGCCCCAUCACAGGCUGCUGUUUGGUUUGUCGCCCAGUGUUGCUCUUUUAAAAUGGAGUUCAGGUGCUUUUCUUCAGAUAAUGAAGUUGGGAGGGAUGAGAAAACGUCUUAGUGGAAGCAAAGGUAGGCUUGUGGUCUGUUGCUUAAAGGAAAGGAGAAUAUUUUGUGUGUUGCCAUGUCUGAGGAUAUUUUAUUGGAAGAGGACAUUUGGGAGUACAAAUCCAUUAGGAAGCAAAAGCAUCAGCGUCAUUCAGAGACCAUCUCUACACCUGUGCAGAAGGUAAAUGAUGAGAAGUGCAGGCCAAAAAGAAAGAGAAAUAGAAAUAAAAAAAACGCCGCCGAAAAAACUGAUACGCUUCAGCAAACUGAGCAGAAAUCAAGGCCAAAUCAGGACAUAGAUCCCUGUAAAGAUGACAGUAGUGUGCACUUCCAGGAAAGCCUGAGUAGCCUGACAGAACAGAGCUCACAAAAUGCAAAGCCCACUCAUGAAGGAUACUGUCCGAGCUGCCAGAUGCCUUUCUCCUUGCUAGUGGUCCAGACACCUCGAUGGCACGUUGCUGAAUGUUUGGACACUCCAGGAUCCACUGAAAAAGAGUGUCCUGAUGGUUUGCUGUGCACUUCUGCCAUUCCAUCCCACUACAAGCGUUACAGUCAUUUCCUACUUGCAGCAGGCAGGGCAGGACAUUAUCUUGUAAACUCUUCAGCAAACACUUCAGAGAGCAAGAUGACAUGUUCUACUCCUGCAAAGCCCAGAUGUUCCCCAAGUCAUGUGGAGGAAACCUCACAGAAUGAUAGACCAUCUAAUAAUGUAAAAAAUGUCCCAAAUGAUGACUGUACAUGGAUGGUACAGAGUUCACCACAAAUGAAGUCUCUAAAUAUGACCAGUGAAAGUACUUCCUCUUUUGCAGAUGUUCAGAAGCCUCAACAGACAUUUCAGGUUACUCAGACCACAGAUAAUAGUUGUAAAUUUGAAUUUUAUGACUUUGCAUCCUCUCAAGGAAGUGAAACAAGAGAAGAUCUGUGUAGUCAGAAACAUGCAAGUCAGCCAAGUCUACUACUGUCAAAAGCUGACUUCAGUGACUGUGACAUUUCUUAUUCUCCACUGAGUACUUUUGAGGAAAGUGAAGAGGAAACUGAGGAAGAGGAGAAGAAAGUAAAAACAUCACAAAGUAAAUUACUCAAAGUCCGGAACUUGGAAGAUGAAGAAUCUAAUUCUGUGGUGUUCAAAACAUUUGAUGGACUUUUCUUACUGCAGAAUCCUCAGUAUGAGCAUACCAAAGUGGGAAAUUGCAUCAUUGGAAAAAAGGACAGUGGGGAAGUAAAUACAUUGAAACAUCUAAAUCAUCACACAGCUGCUUCUCAGGGUCACAUGAGCAGCAAGUUCUGUAGUUCAACAUGUGUAGAUAAUCAGCAUCAACAGGAGGCACUAGCUGGGGGAUCCUCUUUUAAUUGCAAGGAGGCUGAACAGGCAGAAUUUAUUUCCUCUGCUGCUAAAGCAGGUAACGUGGAGUCAGAAGAUACUGGUGCUUGUGCUUUGGGUUCUGCAUAUGUGAGUUUUACUGAAACAUCAUUGCUGCUAGUCAGAGAAGAUGCUGGGUCUCUUCUGACACAGAAAAGUAACGUUUUGAGGGACCCAGGUAACAUUUUAGCUAAUACAGAUAAAAUUACUGCCAAUGCAACUGAAAAAAGAGCUUACCAGGAGAGUCUGCAGUCAGUUGUAGAAAAAGAAGGAAGUCUUGAUACAGCUGCUGUGUGCUUUCCCAGCCCUGUCUCUAAAAUAGUGUCAUCUCCUUCUUCAGCAAGUAUGAAUGCCAAAUCCAGUCCUGCCAAAGUACUCAAACAAAUGGACAUUGGUGUUUUCUUUGGGUUAAAACCCAAAGUAAAAGAGGAAAGCAAAGGAGAGACAUGUUUGUGUGAGGGAAAGCAGAUAUCAAGUUCAGUAACUCCCAAUGGGAAGAGGCCCAGACAGAAAAAAAGGAAAGCUGAAGGGUCCGUGGAAGAUGUGCAAGCAGUUACAGAAAGUUCAAGUAAGGAUGGAGCCUUUGCAGAUCUAAGUUCUUCUGGUGGCCAACAGAGGUGGAGAAAAAAAAUUAAAGAAUUUUCUACUGUAGGUGAAGGAACAAGAAAAAAACACUGCCCCUUCUACAAGAAAAUACCAGGAACUGGUUUUACAGUUGAUGCCUUCCAGUAUGGAGAAAUUGAAGGCUGCACAGCGUAUUUCCUUACUCAUUUUCACUCUGAUCACUAUUGUGGGCUAACAAAAAACUUCAUAUUUCCAAUCUACUGUAAUAAGAUAACUGGCAACCUGGUGAAGAGCAAACUUCGAGUCCAAGAACAGUACAUCCAUGUGCUGCCAAUGGACACAGAAUGUGUAGUGGAUGGGAUCAAGGUGUUGUUGCUUGAUGCCAAUCAUUGUCCGGGUGCAACAAUGAUCCUUUUCCGCCUACCGAGUGGAACUGUUAUUCUACACACAGGAGAUUUCAGGGCAGAUCCUUCAAUGGAGCGCUACCCUGCUUUGGUUGGUCAGCAAGUCCACACCCUUUACCUUGAUACCACGUACUGUAGUCCUGAAUACACUUUUCCUCCUCAACAAGAGGUUAUCCAGUUUGCUGUCAAUACUGCCUUUGAGACAGUGACUUUAAACCCACGUACUCUAGUUGUCUGUGGCACCUAUUCCAUUGGAAAAGAGAAAGUUUUUUUAGCUAUAGCUGAAGUGCUGGGCUCAAAAGCAAGUAUGUCUCGUGAUAAGUACAAGACACUGCAGUGCUUGGAGUCAGCAGCUGUUAAUUCCCUUAUCAGUAUGGACUGGGAUGGUACUUUGCUUCAUGUUCUUCCCAUGAUGCAAAUUAAUUUCAAGGGCUUGCAAGAUCACUUGAAUAAGUUUUCUGAGAAUUUUGAUCAAGUUCUGGCUUUCAAACCUACUGGAUGGACUUACUCUGAUUCAUGCCUUUCUCUGGUGGAUAUCAAACCUCAGACAAGAGGAAAGAUCACCAUAUAUGGGAUUCCAUACAGUGAACACAGCAGUUACCUGGAAAUGAAGCGUUUUGUUCAAUGGCUGAAGCCACAGAAAAUCAUCCCUACUGUAAAUGUUGGUGACUGGAGAGCCAGAAGCUUGAUGGAGAAGCAUUUCAGAGACUGGAUGAUUGAGAACAGUAGGCAUAAAUAAAUAUAAGGAAGAAUGUAUAUUUCAAAAGAGGUAGGCUGGAAUGGGAGCUGUGAGAUCCUCUGAACUGUGUUUUAUCUCCCUUCUCCACGGAGCUUUCUUUAGGGAGGACUAAGCUCCCACUCUUCUGAGAAAGCCGAGUUUGGAAAAAAAAAGGCACCUUGCUUAUUCAUGUUCCUACUACUUAUUUUUCCCAUAACUUAACUUUUCCACAAAUGCAUAAUUCAGGUUAUUUUUAUCUUACUCUUUUUUUUGCCGUUCUUAAUUUUCCUCAGAUUCUGGAGAUGCCCAGAUGUAUAAUGCUGGGGGAGAAACCACCUCCAGGUUAAAAAUUUCUGAAAAUAAGUGACUGUAAUAAAGGAGACAAAACUAAGCUUAUGUCACAUGCUGUCAAUUCAGGCUUCAGAGAAGCUUAUUUCAUGAGGCAGAACUGCCAAUUGCAUAUUUAAAUCUCGUAAGCAAAAUUUACCUUAUGAAAGAGGAUUGGCUUGGGCUCUUGCAUCAUAUGUACUUUGGAGAAUUCAGUUUUAUAAAAGGUGUUGCUACCUACAUUCCACUCAAGGUUUUCUGGGGUUUUUUAAUAUUAUUUUUUUAAUAAAGGACCUGCAGGAA